AUGAUAUACUCCACAGUUCUGUCUGUCCCAGCAUCAUUGCAGGCUUUUGUCACUGGUGUUGGAUUACACUACCUCGUAUUUCGUCACGGAGAAUGGGACCUUGAGACGCCCUCAGUUCUUCGCUGUUUUAUGGUGGCAGAAGUUUUGUUACUGCUUCAGAUGGUCAUUCAGUCUAAGUUAGACGAUCAUGUUGAUUCAUUUUCUGCUACCAUAAUCAUACAAGUAACUUGCGGUUUGCUUGCUGGAUUAUGGUUUAGUCUUCUCACUUACAGAGGAGUUUUUCAUCGACUUCGAGCAUUUCCGGGGCCAUUUUGCGCCAGAUUCUCGACGCUUUACCAGACAUACUUGAUGGCAAAUCAUCCCGACAGCUUUAACGUCGUGCAGGGCAUGCAUAAGAGAUACGGCGAUUAUGUUCGACUAGGGCCGUGCGAGAUAUCAAUUAAUCACCCCGACGCAGUCGGUGCAAUUUACUCCGCUAAGUCGCAAUGCAUGAAGGCUCCAUGGUAUGGCAUAGGUCGCCCUUACGAGUCAUUAUUUGCAGUACGCGAAAAGGAGGAACAUGUGCGGCGUCGGCGGGUGUGGGAUAUGGCCAUGCAUCCGAGAUGUCUCGAGAAAUACGAAAUCAGAUUGCGCAAUUGUAUGGAUGCACUCUUACAGAACGUCAAAAUACAUGAGGGUAUGCCAGUAGAUGUCUCUCAGUGGUUCAGUUGCUUAGCAUUCGAUGUCGCCAGCGCCUUAGCUUUCGGAGACACUCCCCACACUUCUCGAGACGGAAAUGUUCAUUAUAUACUUAAGGCGCUCCACAGAAGCCGAAUGGGCGCGAUCUUGGGCAAUAUGGUUUGGUUGGUAUCGUGGAUGAAGACAAUUCCUGGCUUUGACUCGCAAGUAAAACUCUUCAUAAAGUAUUCGGAGGACGAAAUUAUUAAGGCCCGAAAGAAAGACCAAGAUGACAGUUUUGUAUUUUCUUGGCUGUGGAAAGAUUACCUGAAGGGUCCUCAAAGCAAGCAGGCCAGAAUGAACCUGACAUCUGAUGCAUCACUUAUUGUGUUCGCGGGCAGCGAUGCGAUUGCUAUCGUGUUGACCGGGCUCUUCUAUUUUCUCGCUAGUAUGCCGCAGCAACUGAGACGACUUCAAUUGGAAAUCGACGAACUCCAGAUGGGUCUGGAUGGGAAAAUAGACAGCGACACACUCGCAAAGCUUCCUCAUCUUAAUGGUCUUAUCAACGAAUGCCUGCGGCUUCAUUAUCCAGGACCCUCGGGAUUCCCGCGCAAAACACCUCCCCAGGGCGUCUAUAUAGGUGAGAAGUACAUACCAGGCGAUGUUCUAGUCAAGGUACCCUUUCAUACCUUGUUCCGAGACGAGCGCAAUUUCGAACGACCUGAAGAGUUCAUACCCGAAAGGUGGACCACCCAGAAAGAGCUCGUCCUCAAACCCAGUGUAUUCACGCCUUUUCUGUCGGGCACGUAUAGCUGUGUAGGUAAGCAAUUUGCGCUUAUUGAAUUAAGGCAUAUUCUUGUGGAGUUAGUGCGGAGAUAUGAAGUUCGCUUUGCUCCUGAGCAAAAUCCGGAUGAUUAUUGGUGUCAGCGGAAAGAUGGCUAUGCUAUGACCGUUGCACCAUUGUCACUUGUCUUUGAAACCAGGAGCCACGAGGCUGUUACUACUGAACAUUGA
Aspergillus novofumigatus IBT 16806 is the source of this 1671-nucleotide messenger RNA. RefSeq names its product cytochrome P450. The transcript is spliced from 6 exons. The record is from RefSeq and is a predicted model, not a curated record. Bases 1 to 1671 code for a protein of 556 amino acids. Gene Ontology annotation, molecular function: monooxygenase activity; iron ion binding; oxidoreductase activity, acting on paired donors, with incorporation or reduction of molecular oxygen. Lineage: Eukaryota; Fungi; Ascomycota; Eurotiomycetes; Eurotiales; Aspergillaceae.